Messenger RNA from Electrophorus electricus (electric eel), 2537 nucleotides. RefSeq names its product DEP domain containing 4 (gene depdc4). NCBI's taxonomy places the organism in Eukaryota, Metazoa, Chordata, Actinopteri, Gymnotiformes, Gymnotidae. The record is from RefSeq and is a predicted model, not a curated record. Gene Ontology annotation, biological process: intracellular signal transduction.
AUGAUGGCGGUGAAUUUGACUCCGAGAUUUAGAAGACUGAACAGUCAAACAAGGAGUUUUAUUGAAAAUAGAAAUCCAAGAGGUAUUUCAGGACCAUUCAGGGCGACCCAGCUCUGGCGUAACAUUAUUGAGGCCUUACAAAUGCAGGUCGAGGUCAAGCAUCACCGACGUCACUUGCAAGUACACAAAGACUGCUUCACUGGCUCUGAUGCUGUUGACGUGGUGCUCAGCCACCUUAUGCAGAACAUCUAUUUCUUCGCUAGCGAAGUGUCUCGCCUCAAGGCUGCAAGACUUUGUCAGGCCCUCAUGGAUGCUCGAGUCUUUGAGCCUGUGGGAAUGAGGCUCUUUCGGUGGGAGAAAGAGCUUACUUUUGAAGACUCUGGCUGCAGCCUCUACCACUUCCUAGAUGGUGAUGUGCUUCCUGGAUCAGCCAGGCACUGCGGAGAGGUGGAGAACUUUACAGAUAUGAAUAAAAAUGGAAAGAAAAAGAAGUGGUGCAGGUUUGAUGAUGUGAGGACUAUUUCGAACCCCUUGGCACUUGGAUCUUCAGACAGAAGGGUGGAGAGAAUACUGCAGACCAUCAACCUCCAACCAUCCAUGCCAUCUGGUUUAAACUAUGCUGGCACAUCCAUGAAUUACCUCUCAAACAAAGUGGUUCAGGAAGUAUGGAAACAGCAAACACUUCUGCAGCUGUUGCAAUUAGUGGAGUUGCCCAUGCUGGACUGCUUUCUGAACACACCCACCAAACCUGAGUCCCUCCGCAUGCUUCCUAACCAUGACAGCCUGGUUAUCUCCAACACUUGCGUGGAUCGGGAAGAGUCUCGAGUCUUCAGCUUGCCAGAACUGGACUCUUGGCUGAUGGCAGCUGCAGACUGCCUGGAACUGUUCCCUGAUCAGUUGAUAGUGGCCACAGAAGAACAGCUGUUGCAGGACAAUGCCACUGCGGGCGAGGAGAAGCUGGUAGCCCAGAAGCGAGUGCUGUUUGACACCAUAGCUAAGUACUAUGGCUGUCAGGAGAGAGUGCCCCUUCUGGCUGGACGUUAUAGAGACAUCCAUUCAGGCAUCCUUAAGCUAUUAGAAUGUGGUAAGGGUGAGGACGCUCUGAGAGCAUCUCAGCUGUGUCUGCGUUUGUUGGAUGCGAGAUCCAGAGAUGAACUGCGCAGACUACUGGCCUUCAUGGCUGAAGCUGCAGAUACCAAGACCUUCAGACUACACAAGCAGACAGAGAACAGGGCUUUGGUUGCCAGGAUGUUUCUAAAGGCUGUACUUCAGAGCAAAGAUGUGACCCGUGCCCAAUGUGAGCAGCUAUUACUGUUUCUCAUGGACAAUCAUUUACAUCUGUUCAAGACACCAGUGUCCCUGAUCAAUGCAGUGAGAAAGACACUGUGGACUUUGCAACAAGGCGGGGAUGUGGAUCAUACAGCAGUGUUUGUCUUCUGUCAGCAGGUGUCUAUGCAGCAGUAUAAGGAGCAGCAAGAGAAGACCUCCUUGGAUAGCCUAAAGCAACUCAUUGAACACAUCACCCUCAGCAGCGACCUGUCCAACAGAAGGAGGCGAAAACUGCUUAAGGAGUUCCAGAAGCACCACCCAGCUGUCUUCCUCCAGCAUGUUUCCUCCAUCCUCUAGAGAGGAGCCCCAACGUGCUGUUUUUAUUCUUCCUUUGGUGCUUGUCAGAUAGUCACAAAAAGAUUGAAAAGUUUAGAGGAAUGCCUGAACCCUCAGCUGCUGUGGUUUCAUUUUCUAAGGGAGACAGGUGAAGAGUAGCCUCACGACACUAAAUUCAAAACCUAUAGUUUUUAGACAGCACUUUUACUAAAAAAUGCACUACUGAAGUGGUUUAGCUCAAAGGAAAUGGUGAUAUAGUAAUUCUGUUUCAAAGUGUUUUUUUAGAAGUUCACCAGCAAGGCUAAGAUAAUAUGCUGACUUUUUUCGCUGGAUAUGUCUUCUGUAAUUUUUUGGUAUACAGUAUGAUCUUUUUUAGCAUUUGUUCAGAUUAGAAUUGAAUGAAUGUGGGUAGAUACAGGGAUGUGCUUCCUUUCCCCCCCAUACAUUGAUUCGGUUCCAUUAAAUAGUAUUAGAUAUACUCAAUGUAGGAAGGUGAAUUUAGAACUUAAACUAAUUAACUGUUCUGCUCUUAGAGAAAAUGUUUCUAAAAUUAUUUUUGUAACGUAAAGGAUGUCAAUUGUGAAUUGUACAAAAGUUCACUACUGUUUUAAAAAAAUAAGUAAAUUAUUAAGUAAAUCGGUUCAUUAAAUAUACUGGAUGUAAUAAUUGUGAUAAUACAGAUUGCUGAAAUACUUGAGUGCUUACAGAGAAGUUCUGAAAUUGUGAAAGAAAAAAUAAACAAUUACACUCAUGGCACCAUAAUGAUAAUUGAAGGUUUCUCCAAUGUUCUAUAGAUAAGCACUUUAAGUUCUAAUAUAUAAAACUCUUUAAAAUGCAAGUAGUUUUCUUACAAUCUUUUUAUCUUUUUUUAAGUAUUUUGGAGAACUUGGAGCAGUCCUGUGUUUAUGCAUUAUUUUUGCUUAAUGUUGAAG